AUCUGGUUACGAAGCGCAUGUUCCAUGCCCAGUUGUCUCUUGCACAGCUGUAACUGAUUUCGGCACUUGGGCGCGAUUGGUAGGUAGCUCACUUCGCCUGUGUGCCAGCAAACACCGGGAGAGCGCAGGCGCAGUGUUACCCUGGUCACGUGAAGGGAGCGGGUGGGAGGGCAGGGGCGGAGCUCGGGUGGAGGGGGGGCGGUUUGUUGUGGUCGCCAUUUUUCUGGUUGCAUUACUGGGUAAUCGGGGCCCUGGCACGCCGCGUCCGUCGGAUACCUUCCGCCCGUGGGCAGGUCUGAGCUCGGGCUUCCCGAGCAAUUUGGAGUCCCCUUAUCCGCGCCCUCAGGUCUCAGCGGCGGUGGCAGCCGAGGUACAGGAUGCGAGAAGGCGCCCCCUGGCCGGGCUCCCACUCCAGGCCUCGCGCCCCUGCGGCCCUCUGAGCCCACCAUGGCCGUCCCACCAGGCCAUGGGCCCUUCUCUGGCUUGCCGGGGCCCCAGGAGCACAUGCAGGUAUUGCCUGAUGUGCGACUGCUGCCUGGGAGGCUGCCCCUGGCCUUCCGGGAUGCAGCCUCAGCCCCUCUGCGCAAGCUCUCUGUGGACCUCAUCAAGACCUACAAGCACAUCAAUGAGGUAUACUAUGCGAAGAAGAAGCGGCGGGCCCAGCAGGCACCACCCCAGGACUCGAGCACCAAGAAGGAGAAGAAGGUCCUGAACCACGGUUAUGAUGAUGACAACCAUGACUACAUUGUGCGCAGUGGUGAGCGCUGGCUGGAGCGCUACGAAAUUGACUCUCUCAUAGGCAAAGGCUCCUUUGGCCAGGUGGUGAAAGCCUAUGAUCAUCAGACCCAGGAGCUGGUGGCCAUCAAGAUCAUCAAGAACAAAAAGGCGUUCCUGAACCAGGCCCAGAUUGAGCUGCGCCUGCUGGAGCUGAUGAACCAGCAUGACACAGAGAUGAAGUACUACAUAGUGCACCUGAAGCGGCACUUCAUGUUCCGGAACCACCUGUGCCUGGUGUUCGAGCUGCUGUCCUACAACCUGUAUGACCUCCUGCGCAAUACACACUUCCGUGGCGUCUCGCUGAACCUAACCCGGAAGCUGGCACAGCAGCUCUGCACAGCACUGCUCUUUCUGGCCACACCUGAACUCAGUAUCAUUCACUGCGACCUCAAGCCUGAGAAUAUCCUGCUCUGCAACCCCAAGCGCAGCGCCAUCAAGAUUGUGGACUUUGGCAGCUCCUGCCAGCUUGGCCAGAGGAUCUACCAGUAUAUCCAGAGCCGCUUCUACCGCUCCCCGGAGGUGCUCCUGGGCACGCCCUACGACCUGGCCAUUGACAUGUGGUCCCUGGGCUGCAUCCUGGUGGAGAUGCACACAGGAGAGCCCCUGUUCAGCGGCUCCAAUGAGGUGGACCAGAUGAGCCGCAUCGUGGAGGUGCUGGGGAUCCCACCAGCCCCCAUGCUGGAGCAGGCACCCAAGGCUCGAAAGUACUUUGAGCGGCUGCCUGGGGGUGGCUGGACCCUACGACGGACAAAGGAACUCAGGAAGGACCUGGUGCUGCGCAUGCUGGAGUAUGAGCCCGCCGCCCGCAUCAGCCCUUUGGGGGCUCUGCAGCACGGCUUCUUCCGCCGCACUGCCGAUGAGGCCACCAACACAGGCCCGGCAGGCAGCAGUGCCUCCACCUCACCCACACCCCUCGACACCUGCCCCUCCUCUAGUACCGCCAGCUCCAUCUCCAGCUCUGGAGGCUCCAGUGGCUCCUCCAGUGACAACCGGACCUAUCGCUACAGCAACCGAUACUGUGGGGGCCCUGGGCCCCCCAUUACCGACUGUGAGAUGAACAGCCCCCAGGUCCCACCCUCCCAGCUGCUGCGCCCCUGGGCAGGGGGUGAUGUGCCUCACAAGACACAUCAAGCCCCUACCUCUGCCUCAUCACUGCCGGGGACCGGGGCCCAGUUACCCCCCCAGCCCCGAUGCCUUGGCCGGCCCCCAUCACCAACCUCACCACCACCCCCGGAGCUGAUGGAUGUGAGCCUGGUGGGCGGCCCUCCAGACUGCUCCCCACCUCACCCAGCGCCUGCCCCCCAGCACCCGGCUGCCUCAGCCCUCCGGACUCGGAUGACAGGAGGUCGUCCACCUCUCCCACCCCCUGAUGACCCUGCCACUCUGGGCCCGCGCUUGGGCCUCCGUGGUGUACCCCAGAGCACAGCAGCCAGCUCAUGACCCAGCCCCCUCCCUGGGGCCCCUCCUGAAGCCAUACCCCCUCCCCAUCUGGGGGCCCUGGGCUCCCAUCCUCAUCUCUCCCCUUGACUGGAAUUGCUGCUACCCAGCUGGGGUGGGUGAGGCCUGCACUGAUUGGGCCCGGGGCAGGGGGUCAAGGAGAGGGUUUGGCCAUACUCUCCCACUAAGGACUGGACCCUUGGCCCCCUCUCCCCCAUUGUUUUCUAUUUAUUGUACCAAAGACAGUGGUGGUCCGGUGGAGGGGAGACUCUUACCCUAGGGCCCUAGGAGGGGGUGGGGGCAGGUAGGGGGAGAUGGCCUUGCUCCUCCUCGCUGUACCCCCCCAGUAAAGAGCUUUCUCACAUGCCUGCCUGAGCGUUUGCAGGGCCUUGGUCCCCUCACCUGACCCCCAGAGGCAUGGUGGGGCAGGGGCUUGGGAAAGGGGGUGCCAGAAGAGCUCUGUGGUGUGGGUAUAUCCCUUCUGGGGAAGUUAUGGCUGUUGAUAGAGGCAUGGGGCCGCAGGAGGUCUGGAGCUAAAGAGUCCUGGAUAGGGUCCUAGCCCAUAUUUACCUUUUCCAGGGUAAACUGAGGCAUGAAGGAGGAAGGAGUAAAUACCCCUUUCUGGCCUGUCUCUGGGAAACACUAUGUUUUGCCCUCAUAAGUCAGGGCUCCCGGAGGAGUCUGCACAGGAACAACUUCUGCCAGGCAGGCAUCCGGUAGGUGCUGGAUGCACUUGGCCUUGUUAAUGCCAUCUGGUAACAGGCAGGCAAUGGGUACAGACGCAAUCCACACGUCUGGUCCCAUCCUUUGGAAUCAUUGCGGAGCAAAGCAUUUUGAGAGUCUCAGGCAGAAAAAGGUACUCCCUGGGUUCCAGGUAAGUAGUCUUGUUUCCCUGGCAGUUUGGAAAUUUCUGUCUCCCAACGGGCCAAUCAAGAACCACCUGGUUCAAAGGGUAGGUUAUCCCACCAUUGGGGCGCGGCAGUUCCUGGGAAAUGGAGUUUUCUACGUGGCAGUCUCUUUACGUCCUUCUUUUGAUGGAGAACUACAAAGACCAGAAUUCUCUUCGCUCACACGUUUGGGGGAGGGUUUUCAGGAAGCCAAUCGGCAGUUGGAGGUCGCUGAAAGCUGGAUAUUGGAGGCGGGUCAUUAGAGGUACAGAGACCAUGACUGGGUGGUUUUGUUUGUGGGCUUCCCUGGUGCUGAGUUUUGCUGGGUGUGCGAAAGAUGGGCUCGGGUUUAAGAGGGCAGAGCACACGGGUUACAUGUGUGUAUACAGUUUCAAAGCAGAUCCAUGGGCACUGAAACCUGAAGUAGCUGCGUCGUGUGGGAUAGCUGCCCAGUCUGUCUAGGCUGCCUCGCAGGAAGCUCCUUUUGGUAGAGUAGGACGUGUACCUGUUGACAAAUGAGAGAAAGAUUGAAAUGCGUUGGGAAUCCAGAGAAAACAUGGGUAGGGAGAUCUUCCUGGAAAAGCAGGAGAUAAAUUUGAGCUAAGAUCGGAAUACGAAAAGGAUGUAUUGGGGAUGAUAUGGUGGACUGGCAUGCCCAAAAGCAGCAUGGGAAAGAGCCUGUGUUUUGUGAGCCGCAGGUGAUUGGGUGGUUUUGGAGAUCAUUUUGAAAGUUCUGAAUAGAUUCGAUUGUGGCAGAUUUUCUUGGCCAUCUAGUGAAGUGACUUUGUCCUGAAAGCAAUGAGGAGCCAUAAGAGGAUUUUGGGAAGGUAAGGGGCAUCGCCUAGUUUGCUGUGAUAUGAGAAUAAGCAGAUUGACUGGAAAGACUCUGGGUCUACUGGCUGUAGCAGGUUCCUAGGCAAGAGAUGCCAGGCGUGAAUUAGAGCAGGGCCUGAGUGCAGGAGAGGGCGGGUAGAUUGGCAGAAUGUAUGGGAGGGGGCGGUAGAGGGUGGGAAGAGAAUAGUUUCUGUGCUCACCCUCUGACACUAGAUUCUCCGUAAAGAAAAAUUUUUUUCUUUUUCUGUUUUGUGGUUCUAGGGAUGAAACUCAGGCCAUGUGCAUGCUGGGUAAGCGCUUUACCCCUGAGUCACACUCUUACUGCCUCAGUAAAAAUUUUUUUGAAUGAACAGUACUAGGAGACAGGUACUCCUGUGAUCUUUCUUUUGUAAAUGAGGAUACUGAGCGCAGAA
This is a messenger RNA of Fukomys damarensis (Damara mole-rat), 4348 nucleotides long. It is a transcript of the gene Dyrk1b, whose product is annotated as dual specificity tyrosine phosphorylation regulated kinase 1B. Gene Ontology annotation, cellular component: nucleus. NCBI's taxonomy places the organism in Eukaryota, Metazoa, Chordata, Mammalia, Rodentia, Bathyergidae. The transcript has 11 exons. Bases 448 to 2217 code for a protein of 589 amino acids. Gene Ontology annotation, biological process: protein autophosphorylation; peptidyl-serine phosphorylation; positive regulation of DNA-templated transcription. Gene Ontology annotation, molecular function: transcription coactivator activity; ATP binding; protein serine/threonine/tyrosine kinase activity. The record is from RefSeq and is a predicted model, not a curated record.